CCGGGCGAUGACCAUGUUGCUGGACGGCGGGCCUCAGUUCCCGGCGCUGGGCGUCGGGGGCUUCGGAGCGCCGCGCCAUCACCCCCACGACGUGGCGAACCGCGACGCCGCCGCCGCUGCGGCCGCCGCCAUGGGACUCAACCAUCCCUUCGGGGACUCGUCCUUCAAACUUAGCCCGGCGGCCCACGAGCUGGCGUCGGGGCAAGGCUCGGCGUUCACGCCGCAGGCUUCGGGCUACCCGCACCACCACCCGCACCACCACCCGCCGCACCCCUACAACCCCAUGAACGUCAACAUGGGCGGGAUGAACGUGGCGGCGGCGGCUCACCACCAUCACCACCACCACCACCACGCCCCCGCCGCCGCCGCCGCCGGGGCUUUCUUCCGCUACAUGCGCCAGCCCAUCAAGCAAGAGCUCUCCUGCAAGUGGAUCGACGAGCCGGCCGCCCAGCAGCCGCCGCCGCACCAGCCGCCGCCGCUCAGCCGGCCCAAAAAGAGCUGCGACCGGACUUUCAGCACCAUGCACGAGCUGGUGACCCACGUCACGAUGGAGCACGUCGGCGGGCCCGAGCAGAACAACCACAUCUGCUACUGGGAGGAGUGCCCGCGGGAGGGCAAGUCCUUCAAGGCGAAAUACAAACUGGUCAACCACAUCCGAGUCCACACCGGCGAGAAGCCCUUCCCCUGCCCCUUCCCCGGCUGCGGGAAAAUCUUCGCGCGCUCGGAGAACCUGAAAAUCCACAAGCGGACGCACACAGGCGAAAAGCCUUUUAAAUGUGAAUUCGAGGGCUGUGACCGGCGUUUCGCAAACAGCAGCGACAGAAAGAAACAUAUGCACGUCCAUACAUCAGACAAGCCAUAUAUUUGCAAAGUCUGUGAUAAGUCCUACACCCACCCCAGCUCUUUGCGGAAACACAUGAAGGUCCACGAAACGCAGGGCUCGGACUCCUCUCCCGCGGCGAGUUCGGGCUACGAGUCCUCCACGCCCCCGGCCGCCGCGGCCGCCACGAGCAAAGACUCCAGCAAAACGCCCCCCUCGGCCGUGCAGACUGCCACCCCCAGCCACAACCCCGGCCUGCCCCCCAACUUCAACGAGUGGUACGUUUGA
Messenger RNA from Gekko japonicus, 1108 nucleotides. Its product is annotated as zinc finger protein ZIC 3-like. Bases 8 to 1108 code for a protein of 366 amino acids. The transcript is spliced from 4 exons. Gene Ontology annotation, molecular function: RNA polymerase II cis-regulatory region sequence-specific DNA binding; DNA-binding transcription factor activity, RNA polymerase II-specific. The record is from RefSeq and is a predicted model, not a curated record. Gene Ontology annotation, cellular component: nucleus. Gene Ontology annotation, biological process: regulation of transcription by RNA polymerase II; central nervous system development. Lineage: Eukaryota; Metazoa; Chordata; Lepidosauria; Squamata; Gekkonidae.